This is a messenger RNA of Daucus carota subsp. sativus, 1167 nucleotides long. RefSeq names its product vacuolar protein sorting-associated protein 32 homolog 2. The coding region runs from base 197 to 853 and encodes 218 amino acids. The record is from RefSeq and is a predicted model, not a curated record. Gene Ontology annotation, biological process: vesicle budding from membrane; late endosome to vacuole transport via multivesicular body sorting pathway. Gene Ontology annotation, cellular component: cytoplasmic side of plasma membrane; ESCRT III complex; multivesicular body. The transcript has 8 exons. Lineage: Eukaryota; Viridiplantae; Streptophyta; Magnoliopsida; Apiales; Apiaceae.
GGAGUCGAUUAAAGACAUUACAUUACUCAUUAGUUUAGUGAGAUAGAAAGUUUGAGAGCGUAAACACAAAGUCGACAUAUCAAGCAACUGCCUUCGAACUCUCGUCUUCUUGCAGAUUCACCGGCGACUUGUUGAUUCUCGAUCCAAACAGGUUUCUUGAAUUAAAGGUUUCUGAUUUUUUUAUCAUCAAUCAGACAUGUUUACUCGUGUAUUUGGGAAGCCUAAGCCAGAAGCUAAUGCUGUUGCUACUUUGGAUAAGUUAACUGAGACGCUUGAAAUGCUGGAGAAGAAAGAGAAAGUUCUUUUGAAAAAGGCUACAGCUGAGAUUGAAAAGGCCAAGGAGUUCACUCGAGCCAAGAAUAAACGGGCGGCAAUUCAAUGUUUAAAAAGAAAGAGGCUUUAUGAGCAGCAAGUUGAGCAACUUGGGAAUUUUCAGUUACGCAUUCAUGAUCAGAUGAUAAUGCUGGAAGGUGCAAAAGCUACAACAGAGACUGUCGAUGCUUUAAGAAGUGGAGCAGCGGCAAUGAAGGCAAUGCAGAAGGCCACAAAUAUUGAUGACGUGGACAAGACGAUGGAUGAGAUUAAUGAGCAGACGGAGGCAAUGAAGCAAAUUCAAGAAGCACUGUCCACACCAAUCGGCGCGGCGGCCGAUUUUGAUGAAGAUGAGUUGGAGGCAGAACUUGAAGAACUUGAAGGAGCUGAGCUGGAAGAACAGCUUCUCCAGCCUGCUACAACUGCCCCAGCUGCUUCAGUCAGUGUUCCUGCCGGCAGGCAACAAUCACGUCCAGCUCCUCAAAAGAAUACAGCCGAAGAAGAUGAACUUGCUGCGCUGCAGGCAGAAAUGGCAUUAUAGAAUUGUUCUAGAUGUCGAGAAGAGGCUGUCUUAAAAACUACUUUUGGCAUGCACUUGGAGGUUAGUGUUGGGCGACCUCAACCGACAAUUCCAACUAAUUCCUUGAACAUGUAUUUUGCUGAUAAGACAACAAUGUAUAGAAGUCAGAAGACAUCAAGAAUAGAGGAUCCAUUCUGAAUGAGGUUUAUAUCAGUGUGCCAGCUUCAUUCUUAUUAAGGUUUAAGAUUGUGGUGAAUAAUGCUGUAGUAGAUAUUUGGAAUAUAAAGGUGGGCAGUUGCUUCUGGGAUUUCGAAACAACUCCUUUUGAUUUUUUA